Colletotrichum truncatum is the source of this 1872-nucleotide messenger RNA. Its product is annotated as pheromone processing carboxypeptidase kex1. Gene Ontology annotation, biological process: proteolysis; apoptotic process. Gene Ontology annotation, molecular function: serine-type carboxypeptidase activity. Gene Ontology annotation, cellular component: trans-Golgi network. The record is from RefSeq and is a predicted model, not a curated record. NCBI's taxonomy places the organism in Eukaryota, Fungi, Ascomycota, Sordariomycetes, Glomerellales, Glomerellaceae.
AUGGCUGUCCUAUCAUUGAUGCCGGCGCUGCUACUUGCGCUGGCAUCAUGGACGCCAUCGGUGUUCGCCCAGAGCGCCGCCGAAUAUUUUGUUCAAAACUUGCCCGGCGCACCCAAGGAACCCUUCAUUAAGAUGCACGCAGGUCACGUCGAGGUCACUCCCGAACACAACGGAAACCUUUUCUUCUGGCAUUUCCAGAACCAGCAUAUCGCCAACAGACAGCGCACCGUUAUCUGGCUCAACGGCGGCCCCGGCUGCAGUUCCGAGGAUGGCGCCUUGAUGGAAAUUGGCCCUUACCGCGUCAAGGAUAAGGAUACUCUUGUCUACAACAAUGGUUCUUGGAACGAGUUUGCCAACCUGCUCUUCGUCGAUAACCCCGUCGGCACCGGCUUCAGUUAUGUUGACACCAACUCUUACCUGCACGAGCUUCCCGAGAUGGCCGAACAGUUCGUCCAGUUCCUCGAGAAGUGGUUCGCCAUGUUCCCCGAGUACGAGCAUGACGACAUUUACCUCGCAGGCGAAUCGUACGCUGGCCAGCACAUCCCUUACAUCGCGAAGCAAAUGCUCGAGAGAAACAAGAAGCCUGGAACCAAGAACAUCUGGAACCUGAAGGGUCUUUUGCUGGGAAACGCAUGGAUCUCCCCCAAGGAGCAAUAUGAUGCCUAUCUCAAGUUUGCCUACGAGAAGAAGCUCAUUGAAAAGAGCUCCCCCGUGGCACUGAAGCUCGAGCAGCAAUGGCGCAUCUGCCGCACUUCCCUUGCUGUUGAGCAUACCGUCGACUUCGCCGAGUGCGAAACCGUCCUGCAGGAGCUUCUUGCCGAGACGGCCAAGGUGAACUCCAAGGGCGAGCGUGACUGCAUCAACAUGUACGACAUUCGUCUCAAGGAUACUUACCCCUCUUGCGGAAUGAACUGGCCCCCCGACCUGGUCCAUGUUACCCCCUACCUGAGAAGAACCGACGUCGUCAAUGCUCUGCACAUCAACCCCCAGAAGACCACCGGCUGGAAGGAAUGCAAUGGUGCUGUCGGCGCCGCAUUUAGAGCCAAGAACUCGGCUCCUUCGAGAGACUUCCUGCCUGAUCUGCUGAAGGAGGUUCCGAUCGCACUCUUUUCCGGCGCCGAGGACCUGAUCUGCAACCACGUUGGAACCGAACAGAUGAUUGGCGACAUGGAAUGGAACGGCGGUAAGGGUUUUGAGGUGUCCCCUGGAAACUGGGCACCGCGUCGUGACUGGACCGUCGAGGGCGAGCCCGCUGGUUUCUGGCAGGAGGCGCGCAACCUCACCUACAUUCUCUUUUACAACUCGUCCCACAUGGUACCCUUCGAUUACGCCCGCCGCUCCCGCGACAUGCUCGACCGUUUUAUGAAGGUCGACAUCAGCUCCGUUGGCGGAACGCCCAUCGACUCCCGACUUGACGGCGAGAGCGGCCCUGCCACCUCAGUCGGCAACAUUGGCAACAACACCAAUGUUGACCAAGAGACGCAGAAGAAGCUGGACGAGGCUAAAUGGAAGGCAUACUACCGAUCCGGCGAAAUCGUCCUCGUCAUUGUCGUUAUCGCCGCCAGCGUCUGGGGCUGGUACAUCUGGCGCGAGCGUCGCAAGCGUAGGGGCUACACCGGCCUCAUGGGCGGCCCACCGGCGACAAGCCAGAGAUCCAACGCGCGGGGCUUGGAGGGCUUCCGCGACAGACGCACCGGUCGUGACGUGGAGACCGGCGACUUUGACGAGAGCGAACUCGAUGAUCUCCAUGUGACGACGCCGACUACGACGGAAAUGGACAAGGACCGCUACAGCGUUGGAGGAGACAGCGAUGACGAGCCUCAGGAGAAGAGGUCCUCGGGCGCAGCGAACGGCAGUCGCUCAGCGAGGUAA